This is a messenger RNA of Polistes dominula (European paper wasp), 1665 nucleotides long. RefSeq lists its product as uncharacterized. The record is from RefSeq and is a predicted model, not a curated record. NCBI's taxonomy places the organism in Eukaryota, Metazoa, Arthropoda, Insecta, Hymenoptera, Vespidae.
GUUUGCGAUACACGCGGAGGAACAGUACGCGUUCAAUAUAAUCAAUAGAAAAAAAUUAUCGACACAAAAAAAAGGAAAAAAAAGAAAUGUAUACAAAAUCAAUAAACGUUAAUAAUCCAAUGGCAAAUGACAGGAUAGUUAAAUUUAUUCAACUUUAUCGAUCAUGCGAGUGCCUUUGGAACGUCUCAUCCAAAGAUUACGGAAGCAAACUUUCCCGUAAUGCUGCUUUCGACACGAUAUCAAGGAAAAUGCAAAUUCCAAAUUUAGGACCGCGAGAAGUAGCCAGGAAAAUAAAAAAUCUUAAAUCGGCUUACCAACUGGAAGUAAAGAAGAUCAAAGAAAAAUCAUUAUCGGGAAUUGUUUAUCGACCGAGCGCCAUGUGGUUCAAUCUUUUGGAUGAAUUUUUACAAAACUCUGAGAAAUCGGUUGAACAUAAUUGUAGAUCGAACGAUCAUCAAUCAACCGAUCGAUCUGAAACGACUCAACAAACUGUAUCGAACAUUAACGAUGAAAAUAACGUUUCGAGUAUAACGAAAAAUCUUUUUAAAUUUGAAUCAAGCUCGGACAAUGAAAGUAAUUCUUCAUCGAGAAGAAAUAAAACAUCGUUGGUCGAUGUUAUUUUCAACGAAAGACAAAAAAAACGUAGGAGGAAAGAAAAAGACAGGAUGACACUUAACGAAUACAAAAGUUUUGGUAAAUACGUUGCUAAGAAUUUGAACAAAAUGCCAUUCGAAUAUGCGAUAUCAGCAGAAACUGAAAUUCACAGUAUCAUAAUAAAGUAUAAGGUUUAUGCUAUGCGAAAAAUUGUUUAUUCAAAGAGGAAUACAACGAGCAUGAUCAAAAGGCAUCCGUCAACAUUUCUACCAUCUCAAAAUUUUUCUUCGAUACUUCGUCAUAGUAUUCAUGAAAUACGACCAACGUAACAUAAUUUCGUUAAUAGGAUUGAAGAUACGUUUGAUAUUAGAGCCAAAGUUUUUAAUCUAUUAUUGUAUUUAUAUUAAACGUUUAGUGGCAUCUAGAUUAAAAUUACGUCGACCGUAUUUUUCGUAAUUUUAGAUAUAUUUUUUUUCGAUAAAUUAAGCAAUAUAUUAGACAUAUAUCUAAUACCUAAAUUAUAUUAAAAAGAACAAAAAAACAUUUUUUGAUAAUAGUCUGGUUACGAAUUUCUAGUUGCAAUUUAUUUAUAAUAUACACAAUGUUCUGUUGUAAUUAGUGGUAAAAACUAGCAAAGAAUGAUUUUACAUGAAAAUACUAGUAAGUCAAAAAUUAAUGAUAAAAUUUGUUCGUACGAGAAAUUUUUUAACUAAGAAAAAUAAUUAUUUUGAAAAUUCGUCUAAUUAUGCAUUUAAUUGUGUUUGUAACCGUCGAUAUUAAAAUGAGCAUAAGAAAACCAAUUAAAAAAAAUUUUGACGGUAUUAGAGAAAUAUAAUAAAAUAGUUUUGUUCUGUUUUGCGUGCAAAAACGGAAAAAAGGGGAUCACUUGAAAAUGAUCAUUGAUAUGCAGUAUUUAUCUAGUUGAUAAUUAAUCUUAGCAUAUAUUGCAGUAAAUGUAUUUAUAUUAUAUCGUCGAUAUGCAUUAUUUAUAAAUCCUUGUUUAUAUUUCUUCGGUAUUUCACGAACGAUCAACGAUAACUUUAUUUUUAUAUCUCCAAACGUUAAUGUUUU